UACACGAGCGGUAGCCUAUUUUUGUUAGGCCUAUUUUUGCAAUCUGUUUCCCUUUCGAAUAUGGCGGAGAGCGAAGUGGACACCCCGAGCACGCCUAUAGAAUACGAGAGCAAGUAUUUCGAGCAUCAUGGUGUUCGCCUCCCUCCCUUCUGCAGGGGGAAGAUGGAAGAGAUCGCCAACUUCUCGCUCCGAAGUAGCGACAUAUGGAUAGUGACCUAUCCCAAGUCAGGCACUAGUCUGCUGCAGGAGGUUGUGUAUCUGGUUAGUCAGGGGGCGGACCCGGAUGAAAUCGGACUCAUGAAUAUUGAUGAGCAGCUGCCCGUGCUGGAAUACCCACAACCUGGACUAGACAUCAUACAGGAACUAACGUCCCCUCGACUGAUCAAGAGCCACCUGCCAUAUAGAUUCCUACCCACGGCCAUGCACAACGGAGAGGGCAAGGUGAUCUACAUGGCGCGGAACCCUAAGGACCUGGUGUGUUCCUAUUACCAGUUCCACCGAUCGCUUCGCACCAUGAGCUACCGCGGAACAUUCCAGGAGUUCUGCCGACGCUUCAUGUACGACAAACUGGGUUACGGCUCGUGGUUUGACCAUGUGCAGGAGUUCUGGGAACACCGUAUGGACUCAAACGUCCUCUUCCUUAAGUACGAAGAUAUGUUCAAGGACCUGGGUGCUGUGGUGGAUCAGCUGAGGCGUUUCCUGGGUGUAACGUGCGAUAAGGGCCAGCAGGAGGCGCUGGUGGAGAGCUGCGGACAACUCAUAGAACAGUGCUGCAACUCAGAGGCACUGUCCAUCGGACGAGGCCGAGUGGGUUGGUGGAAAGACGUCUUCACCGUGUCCAUGAACGACAAGUUUGACGCCGUCUACCGGCAGAAGAUGGCCAAGAGUGACCUCACCUUCGACUUCAUCAUGUGAACUUUGACCUUUAACCCCUCCAGAAGCCCUAAACAUGACCUUGAACCUCAUCAUGUGAAACCUGAACUCUG
Messenger RNA from Engraulis encrasicolus (European anchovy), 986 nucleotides. RefSeq names its product sulfotransferase family 4A, member 1 (gene sult4a1). The record is from RefSeq and is a predicted model, not a curated record. The transcript has 7 exons. Lineage: Eukaryota; Metazoa; Chordata; Actinopteri; Clupeiformes; Engraulidae. The coding region runs from base 61 to 915 and encodes 284 amino acids. Gene Ontology annotation, molecular function: sulfotransferase activity. Gene Ontology annotation, cellular component: cytoplasm. Gene Ontology annotation, biological process: sulfation.